Siniperca chuatsi (mandarin fish) is the source of this 8712-nucleotide messenger RNA. Its product is annotated as MAM domain-containing glycosylphosphatidylinositol anchor protein 1. Bases 725 to 3607 code for a protein of 960 amino acids. The record is from RefSeq and is a predicted model, not a curated record. NCBI's taxonomy places the organism in Eukaryota, Metazoa, Chordata, Actinopteri, Centrarchiformes, Sinipercidae. Gene Ontology annotation, biological process: homophilic cell-cell adhesion; synapse organization. The transcript is spliced from 18 exons. Gene Ontology annotation, molecular function: axon guidance receptor activity; protein binding. Gene Ontology annotation, cellular component: axon; neuronal cell body; plasma membrane.
GAGCUGUGAGGCUCGAGCCCAUCUAUGUGUAAGCCUCUGUCCUCCCUCCCCUCUCUCCAUCCCUCUCUCUCCCUCCACAGACAGGGGCGGUCGUUCUCAGUCAGCGCACAUAUUCCACUUGGCCAGCAUCACUUGGAGUCCACAGACACAGCGCUGAUUGAACGAGCAGAGGGGAGCUCAUUUUCAGAGCGCAAGAUUGUGUUAGAGGGGCUUCACUAGACUGUCACCGGUCAGAGGCAGAGAGAGAGAGAUACAGUACAUCCAUUUCAACCACGCCUUUAAAAGUAGAUAAUCCUCAAAAGAGGAGACGGGGUGUAUAGGGUUUUGCCAGACUAGCCUUGCUUGAGUUUUUCAAAGGAAAAGUGGUUUUAUUUAUCUUUUGUGAAGAGGGACUCGCCUGUGGAACCGAGCAGUGGUAAGAUUCCGCUGCCCGCUUCUCUGUGCGUAAAAAUAAAAGUUUAACACGCCAAGGAGAUAAUUUGAGAGGUCUGCAAACUCUCCUUUAUACUUCCCGGGAAUUGUAAAGCUCAUACCGGACGCCCACUGGAAGAGGAUAUAUAACUUUUCAAGACAUUUUUGUGGAGAGACGCGGAGGCGGGUUGGUCUAACGGAGAGCGGAGGAAUCCUCUUCGCUGAGCCGGGAGGAGUGCGCGCUGCGCUGGGUAGCAGAUUGACCCAAAGGACGGCACCUCGGAGACAAGGUUAUGACGGAACGGAGCUGAACAUGGAGCUUUUCUGGAUUUUGUUAUUUUCUAGUGUCUGUCCUCUCGCCUGGGGCCAAGGAGUUUACGCUCCAGCCAACGCCCAGAUUGUGCACUCAGGCGCAGCGUGUAACGUCAAGGAUGAUAACAUCAGUGAGAGAAUCUACACCAUCAAAGAAGGAGACACACUAGUGCUUCAGUGUAUUGUUAAAGGACACCCACGACCACAGGUGCGGUGGACGAAGACGGCAGGCAGUGCAUCAGACAAGUUCCAGGAAACAUCCAUCUACAACGAGACGCUGCGCAUUGAGGGCAUCCAGAGGGUGCAGGGGGGUCGCUACUACUGCAAGGCCGACAACGGGGUUGGGGUGGCUGCCAUCAAGUCCAUCCGCGUAGAUGUGCAGUACCUUGACACGCCAGUUCUGACAGUGCACCAGACCAUCAGCGAUGUGCGUGGCAGUUACUACCAGGAGAAGACGGUGUUCCUGCGCUGCACCGUCAACUCUAACCCUCCUGCACGAUUCAUCUGGAAACGUGGGAGCAUGCUCAUCGAACAGAGCAAGGACAACGGAGUGGACAUCUAUGAACCGCUUUACACUCAGGGUGAGACCAAGGUGCUGAAGCUGAAAAAUCUAAGACCCAAGGACUUUGCUGAUUACACGUGCCAGGUGUCCGUCCGCAAUGUGUGCAACAUCGAGGAUAAGUCGGUCACCUUCAGGCUCACAAAUGCCACAACUCCCCCAAUGAUCCGGCUGUCUGUGAACGACACGGUGGUGGUGGAUCCCGGGCAGGAUGUGCUCUUAACCUGUGAGGUAACCGCAGGUUUCCCCCUCCCCACUGUGAUGUGGUCGCGUUACCCCGGCUCCCUUCCCCUCAGCGCCCAAGUUCGAGGGGCAACGCUGAUUAUGCGGGCCGUCACACCGGCUGACGCAGGGUUCUACAACUGCACGGCUGUCAACAAUGUGGGCAACCCUGCUCGCAAGAACGUCAAUCUCGUUGUCAGGACGAUGAGCAACCUGACCUUCCAGAUUACACCAGACUCUAACAAGGACAGCGAGACCAUCCAAAUGGGUCGAGACCUCAAGCUUUCGUGCCACGUUGAUGCCACCCCACAGGACAAGGUCAACUACACCUGGUAUAAGAACGGCGCCCCUAUCUUCAACUCGGAUAGCCUGAUCUUGCUACGCAGUGACCCAGACAUGGCACCUGGCACCAGUAGCUUGGAGAUUGUGGACAUGAAGUUCAGAGACUUGGCUACCUACAGCUGUGUGGCGAACUUCCCGGGCAGCAGGGUGCCGGAGCUCCGUGUGGAUGUCAACAUUUCUCAGAACAGCGUCUCUCCUCCAGUGCUGUCGGUUCCACCAGGAGGUCAGGUGGUCAGUGUGCGAGAAGGAGGUAACGCUGAGCUGGUGUGCUUGGUGGCAGAUGGCAAACCACGUCCACCUAUACUCUGGUCACGGGCAGAAAAAGACCUGCUAAUGCCAUCAGGAAAGACCAUGGUGGAGACACCUGAUGGCCGCUUGAGGCUAAAGAACGUCAGCCGGGACAUGAUGGGGCUGUACCGGUGCCAGUCUGCUCCGUACAACGGGCUUAACAUCAAACGCAGAGAGGCACAGGUCCAACUCAAUGUGCAGUAUCCUCCCAUGCUGGACCCAGUCUUCCAGGAUGUACGUUCUAGGAACUAUCAGAUGGUGACGCUGAGGUGUACGGUCCUGCGAUCAAACCCGCCACGCCUUACAGACAUCCGCUGGUUCCGUAAUGGCGACUUCAUCCGCAUGCCGAUGCCAGACCUGAAGGAGACGCCUGAACUGAAGUUUAAGCUGGAACCCACCAACAACGGCUCUUAUGAGUGCCGAGUCAGCAAUAGUGCAGGAACAUCCACAUGCACAUUUAAUGUCUCCGCACAACCCUACAAUGCUGAGUUCUACUUUGACACACCCAACCCAGUCCGAAUCCUAAAAGGAAACAACUAUUCGUACAACUUGCAGUGGACACAGAAAGAUCCUGAGGCCACAGACCGUAUCAUAGGCUACUGGGUUAAUGUCCGAAAGAACAAGCAGAACCUGCUGUCAAAGCAGAUAGACCUCAAGGGUAAGGAGCCAGAGAAGGGUGUGCUGAUGUCCCACACCAUAUCAGACCUGAGAAUCCCUCUGUCUUACGAGGUCCGACUGGCCCCCAUCACCACCUACAGCACUGGGGACUACGUCAGUCGCAUCAUACAGUACUCAGAACCCUACACCUACCCAAGACCCUCAGACCAUGUGUGUGGUUUUGAGGAUGAGCGGAUCUGUGGUUUUUCUCAAGACCGGAGUGAUGUCUUUGACUGGACGAGACAGAAUCAUCUGACGCAGAAUCCCAAGCGAUCUGCCAAUACCGGCCCCGAGACUGACCGCAGUGGAACCAAGGAGGGGUACUACAUGUACAUUGAAGCGUCACGGCCACGUAUUCAGGGGGACAAGGCUCGUCUGCUUUCUCCACUUUUUAAUGUGACCUCAGUCAGGGGCCCCAAGGGCUCUGGCAGAGUCCCAUACUGUGUGUCCUUCUACUACCACAUGAAGGGCAAACAUAUUGGCACUCUCAAUGUGCUUCUGAGAGUGAGAAGCAUCGCCUCUGUGGACUCGGUGGUGUGGAUGAAGUCUGGCCAUCAGGGCCCGGACUGGAAGAAAGCAUUCUUUGACAUCAGCCCCAGUGGACCCUUCCAGAUUGUGUUUGAAGGAAUUCGAGGCCCAAGUUUCGAGGGGGAUAUUGCAAUUGACGACGUGUCCAUCACCAUAGGGAAGUGCAAGCAGGAGAACACUGUAGCCAGCGCAGGUAAGACAGUUCUGAUCGGUGGAUCACACUCACUCCCAUUGGCCAGCUGGCUGACCUUUGGCCUCUCCUGCUUCCUGUCGCUACUCUACAGAUGAUGAGCACUUCCCACAACACCACCUGUCUGUAGUGACAGGCACUGCCCCGACUCGUGCUCUUUUACUUCUCUCUCUACCCUUCUCCCUGUCCUUUCCUCUACUUAUCUCUCUCCCUCACCGUCUGUCCUUCCCACUCGUUGUAUUUCUAUCCUUCAUGCAUCCAUUUCAUCCUUCUUGCUUAGAUAAAUGGUAACACACAGUCUUUGUAUAGUUUCUCCUCUUCUGCUUUCUUUGCGGAUUUACCCAGACAUUCAGCAUAACCAAGUGAUGCUCAUACUGUAUUUAAGGUGAACAUACUUAAUGAUCUCUGACAGUUGAACUACACAAUCUCUCCUUUGCCGCUAUAUUAAUCUGAUUAGACUAACUUUAUCUAUGUCACCGUGUCACUUUGUCUCCUUUUCCUCUCCUUCAUCAACCUUCUUCAUCCAUAUGUGCACCCUCUCAUGUAUCUCCACUCCCUCGAACCGCAAUCCUCAACGGCCCCUCCACCCUAUUCCCCAGACACACCAAAGUGUCAGACACUCUACCAAAGAUGACAAAGGACCUGAGGGAAUAACUAGAGGAAACAGGGAUUCCAGGAAGAAAGUGAAAGAGAGAGAGAAAGUGGGAAAAAUACUUUUUUUUCACAAAGCCCGUCUCCCUUCCAUCCCGACCUUUGGGACCAUGGGAGCUACUGAAUGACAAAGAGACAGAAAAAAAACUGAUAAAUUAAUGAAUGAAUAAACAAAUGAAUGGUGAGGAAAGGACGGACCAGAAACAGAGGGAAAAAGAGUGGUGCUCCUUGUAGCCUCGCUUGUCGUCUCCUUACCACAAGAGACGAACCUCAGUGCGGAUUAUACGUGUACAUUUAUCUCUCUAUAUAUUAAAUAUAAUAAAGUUUAAACUAAAACACAACUAGGACAGUGGAGACACUUUACAAAGUGAAAUUAAAGAAGCACAACGUUUAUACAACCUCUGCUGUUCCUUUGGGUUUUAUUCUACUUAUGUGAUGUUGCAAUUUAUCAGACCUAUUCAAUGUUUUUGAUAGUUUGCUUUUUUGUUUUGUUUUUGUUUAUGGCAUUAUAAGGGUCAAGGGCAAUGGGUAAUAAAGUAUUAUAUUAAUAUUUAUGAGAGGAAGAGAAGAUGAUUUUUGAUCCAGAACCUUAAUUGAGCACGAGGAGGGAAAUGUAAGGAUGACCCAAGCUCCUGGAUAGGAACCUCAACUUUUCUUCGCAGAUACUGAACACACACACACACACACACACACACACACACACAUUUGUCCUUGCUGACAUCACAGGCAGGCUCUCAGCUCAUCAUCUGCCUCAAAUAGAUGUCUCAUUUGUGAAUGGCACAGAAGGAAAACGGUGGAUGGUAACUUUCACAUUUCUGCUCCCUUAAUCAGUGGACAUCAUGACUCAGAUGUCUGGAUUGAUCAACCACAACAGAAUCGCUGGACAUGUCUCUAAUGAAAAGAAAAGCAUGGUGUUGUACAGGGGGCCAAAAAAGAGCCUGGAGUGAAUUCAGUUGAAUAUAUGGUCAGAGAGCACUUCUUUCUCUACAGGUUAUUGAAUGUCACGUAUGAAUUCCCCAUACCCUACAGCAGGAGUGAAAGAUGGAGAAGAUUGUCAGUAUAUGGCGGGUGUGCAGUGUGGAUUGCAUAUCGGAUUCUCUGUCAUUGUUUAAUUAAUGUUGAAUGUCUGUAGUGUAAACCAUUUUCAUAAUCACAUAGAUAUGAUUGUGAUAUGAAGUUAAGCAAUACUCAUAUCUAUAGAUCUAUAUACAAUAGUUUAUGAUUGCAUUUAAGAUAGCAGAGAAACAGUCUUGUCCAAAACACAUCAUAUUCUCUCUUCCUUUGUCAGUUCUAAUUUAUAAUUACCAGUGUAUUCACCAUUCAUUACUUUCCACAUUUAAAGCUGUAGCUAUUUUCAUCAUUCAGGGGACAGUAUGUUUGCAUUUUGCUGCAUCAUGCUUCAGUUUAUCUUGAGAAAACUACAUUCACCAGUCGCCCUGCUCCAGUAAUCUGCUUGUGUAUGCUGAUCUGCUGUAUUACAUGUCUUUUCAACACCUUAUGUACUGUCUGUCAUGUCACGUUGAUUUGAUCAUUGCACUUGUUUCUUGUGUGUUUUUGUUUUCUUUAUUGUGGUCGGUACAAAUUGUAUUAUUGACUUUUCAUUCAUAAAUAGCACAUAACAUACAGACAUGAUGUGCCUGUUUGGCCAGUCUGGCGUGAAUGGCAAUUUCCAUAUUAAGCUGGCACUGGUGGUUACUGUAUGUGUAAAACAUCAUACUGUAUCAUUGGCAGCUUUUAGGUCGCAUAAAGGUGAACUAAACUUUGUUUGGCAUGUUGGACAAAUUAGUGAAACUCCACAGACAGUAGUGUAUUAUAAGAACAUAGAAGCCCUUUGACACUUACUGUGAGCAAACUCUCAAUACUGCAUCUUAGCUUUAUCUCUGUCAUCACAAAGUUACUUAAGUACGAUGAGUGUACGUGAUGGCAGGUUGUACCUAAAUGAUACAAACUAUUUUAGAAGUGAAUUUGAGUGACAUGCUUUCCUGUAAGUGUAGCUUAUUCAUUCUGCUAUCAUAUACUCUAAGGCUAAGCUUAAAAUGUGUUAACUUUUUAUAAUCUCCUCAAAAUGCCCCUGUCAUUUUCCCAAAACACAACAUAGCAAAAAGUGUUUGUUUUUUGGGAAACACUGCAAUACCUCCAAUUCCACCGGCUUAUAUGGCUAAGGGAAUUGGCUACAUGUGGUAUUUAUAUCAGCUUGAGUUGUACAGUAUCAUGAGCAUUAUUCAACACUUAAGCAGCACACUGUGGGUCAGUACGUUACCCGUAUAGUACUAAAUACAUUUUAGAAAUGAUGUGCAUGGCAUUUUAUCAUGCCAGCUGUCAAAUCAUUCCUCAUAUUGCCUCAUAUUUCAGUGGCAGUAGUAACAGGGGAAACACUACCAUUGUUAUCAGUGCAUUUGACUGACAAAGGAACAAUUUGUCACUUUUUACCAAUGAGUAUUAAAAUAUGUGGCAAUAUGGUAAGGUAACUGGUACUGUAUCCAUCUACUCGCAUAUGAUAAAGCAACUUUUGUUUUUUCCAAAUAUGAUUCAACAAAAUUCUUCCAACUGGCACACUAAGCUCAACUUUGUGUCACCAGAAGCAGUGCCUAAUUCCAAUCAGAUGACCAAGCAACUGUCACUGGUUGUAAUAUACAUAUAUUAAUUUUAAUAAUUGUUUCGCCAUUUGAAAAUAUAGCAACACUUCAUGUUGGUCAUGUCAUAUCUAGGACAGAUAUAAAGUAAGGUUUGCAUAUAUCUUCCAUAAUAAAAUCACAUGCUAAAAGCAUCACUUGUAAUGUAGAAAAUAACAGAAUCAUGUGGAUCAGUUGUUUCAAAAUAACAUUGGUCAAUAAAAUGAAAAUGUAAAAAAGCAGAGAAAUCAAAAGCUUUUGUCGAUAAUAAAAAUAUCUGUCCUAGGUGGCAUGCUUUGGUAGCAAACAAACAAACACCUUAAACAUGCUGAUUGUCAUACAGUGCUAGGUAAGCACAGUGAGAAUGUGUAGCACAACUGUCAGUUAGCAUACAAUAGUUCAGAAGUGUGAGUCAUUUAACUUCAAGAAACAGAGAUGAAUCUGACUGAUAUUUUUCGUGUAAGAGAUGGUUGAAGGUCCAUCAAAACAUAUUUGAGCUUAUCAUUGUAAACUGCAUAAAUAGAACCAAACUCAACUUCAGUAAAGUCAUUACCUGUAGAGUCCUUUGGUUUUUAAGCAACUAACAUAAUGGCCUCAUUACUUGACUCUUGUGUUUUUGAGAAAUUGAUGUUUUGAUAGAAUGUGAUGGACUGUCAAAAAGUAAAAAACACUUACUGUACAUUUGGUAGACUGAAGGCACCUCCAGAUUUUAUGUCAAUGAUUUUGCUAAAGACAAACCAAAGACAAGAUAACAAGCUAAAUAUUUACCACAUGAAUUAAUGAUGAAAAUGACCUGAGCAGUUUGAUUUUCUCUUAUCAGGCAGGUGACACAGUAAUUCUACUAAGUGUCUGAAGACCAGUUUAUUCCAAAAUGUUACAUUUAAAAGGUAUAUCUAUUUCAGUUGCAAUCCUCUAAUGUAGGUCAAGUCAGUGCUCAGUUCCCAAGUGCUCAGUUCCCAAAAAGUACACACAUGUUUGUGUCCAUUAAAUGUGAGCAACCUGGUUAUUUCCACCUUCUGUUAGCAACAUGCUCAUUCAUCUAUUUACUGAGCCCCUGUAUAGCUACACAUGUACACACAUACACACACACACACACAGACACACUUAAUACACACAAUAAUAACAACUGGAAUGACAAACUGACUGUUAAUCACCCAUCUACUCUAUACUGUCUGUACUGUCUUGAAUGGAUUGGAAUUGACCUGAACGAGACUGUCUGGAAUCACUCAGCCUCUGCCCCCCUCCCUAAUUGUAAAAGCUGUCAGUACACUGAGCAACUGCGUGGCAAUGGAUUAAGUAUUCAUCCUGGCAACAGUAAUAGAAUGAGGUACAUGUUCAAAAGUUAUUUUCUUGUUUGUAAGAAAUGUAAUAAUGUAAAACAAUCAGUGUCUGAGUGCUGGUAACGCUCCUGGGUAAUGACCUGAAUGACCUUUUCCACAAAACGCUGUGACCCGUGCCCUGGUUUUCCAAAACAAGGUUAAAACCGGUGUUGAUUUGUUUUAGUAAAACGUUUCAUAUGAUGUUCGAUUGAGUAUGUUCCUAUGUUCCUACCCCCCAGGUUGACCCUAAGAAACUGAAUCCCAGUGUUCCAGUUCCAGUGUUCUGUGGCACAAAACGUAAAACCUUAUGAAUUACUUUUUUAGGACUCAGCUGACUAUUGUAAUUCACUGUGACAAGCAUUGUCUUCGCAUUAAGUAAGUUUUGGAAAACAGUACAUCGGUCACAGCGGACAGUCAUGUUUUAUGGCAUAAAGCGGUCAAUGUAUUGAUCCAUUUUGGAACAAAAGAUGUUAAAUGCACCUUUAAUGGGAAGAAAAAGGGAGAAGGGUAUCAAACAGUGCUGGGUGUUGUAUAUCUCUGUCAUGUACUGAAGUAUUUUAGAGGCAAAUAUAUUUGAAAUAUGACUCUGAAAGGUAUAAAUAAACAUUAAUGAAACAAAAA